AUGGCUAUCUACAACCCCUUCGCCCGGCGCGAGACGCACAACGCCCGCGCGCUGAAUCUCUAUCGCGUCCUCGUGCCCCUCACCUGGGCCCUCGUCGUCAUCGUCGGCGUCUACUAUUCGCUACACUCGCCUGACGAUGUGAAGAAGAGUAAGAAGAUUUGGAAGCAGGCGAAUAAGCAUAAGACGCCGUUUAGUCAGAAUACGACUGUUACGGGGAUUUACUGGAUCCUCCUCCUUCUCUCCCAACUCAGCUACGUCUGGCAUCUCUUCUCGAAAGAUGCUGCCGUUGUUGCCUCCGCCGCCAAUGUUGCUGGCCACUUCAUCUUAAACAACCUCUUCACCUUCGCCUGGAUUCUCCUCUGGACCCGCAACUACUUCUGGGGCGCCGAAAUCAUCCUCAUCGCCCACCUUAUCAACCAACUCUCCGCCUACUGGAGGCACCCUGGCCUGCCGACCUUCGUGCAUCUCUCCGCCGUCGCGGGCCCCCUGGCGUGGACCGUCACCGCACUGUUCUGGAAUGGCGCUGUCGCGACGCAUAGCCAUAACCUGCCCGGUCGCAUUAUUGCGAAUAUUUUCAUCUGGGUUAUUCUUGCCAUUGGGUUGUUCCAUGUUUCUGUGAGGCAGGAUUAUAUUAUUGGGUAUUGUUUUAGUUUCUUGACGCUUUCUCUGGCUCUGCGACAGUUCGCUUUGAAGAUCAUUGCCUUGCAGUGGAUCUUCGCGUUCGUCGUCUUUGCGCUCUUCACGGUCACCUCGCUCUAUAUCUCUAGUACCAAGUACUACGGUCGCGACAGUCUCUUCCGUCGUGUUGCGCAUCCCGAGGCCUCUGAUCGCGAGAGACAGCCUCUACUCAACGAAGAGGCGUGA
Penicillium argentinense is the source of this 864-nucleotide messenger RNA. Its product is annotated as DUF1774 domain-containing protein. The record is from RefSeq and is a predicted model, not a curated record. Lineage: Eukaryota; Fungi; Ascomycota; Eurotiomycetes; Eurotiales; Aspergillaceae. The transcript is spliced from 3 exons. Bases 1 to 864 code for a protein of 287 amino acids.